Postia placenta MAD-698-R-SB12 is the source of this 3969-nucleotide messenger RNA. RefSeq lists its product as hypothetical. NCBI's taxonomy places the organism in Eukaryota, Fungi, Basidiomycota, Agaricomycetes, Polyporales, Adustoporiaceae. Bases 1 to 3969 code for a protein of 1322 amino acids. The record is from RefSeq and is a predicted model, not a curated record. The transcript has 21 exons. Gene Ontology annotation, molecular function: FAD binding.
AUGGAGGGCAACCCAGCUGGUCUCACGUGGGGUGUAAUGGACUUCAUUCCGGACACAAACUUCCCCACGACUCAAGCGAAAAAUAUCAUCCAAUCUCCUCUCACAGGAAUUCUAGGAAUUAUAGAACGCGGGUUCCUUCCGUACAGUAUGAAAGCCAAAGAAAUCACAUGGUGCAGUCAAUACAAAGGUCACAUACAUUCUCCCAACGCUGGGCAGGGAGCAAACGUAUCGAUGUCUGAUGCGUACAAUCUUGCUUGGAAGCUGGCGUAUGCGCUAAGCGGACAGGCCACUGGCCGGAUACUGGACACGUAUGAAGAGGAACGACGGCCUUGCAGUAUCGAGCUCAUAAAUCUCGACAAAGAGCUGCACAAGCUGAACCGUCCGGAUUCCUUGUUUGCAAACGAAUAUGUGAACUGUAUCGCAGUGUUCAUUUCGGCGCUAGACUCAUCCAAGGCCAGAACCUGUUCACAACGUGCGUAUUUGCGAUGCGUAAUUAUCGCCUUGCCUGAUAAUAUUCUCAGUGGAAUAGGACUGGAAUAUCGAUCUCGGCUGACGGUUGAGGGAUUCCAGUCUCUUGCCCCUGGUCUACCGCUGGGGCAACGGCUACCUCCUGGCGACAUUCUGCGAUGCUCCGACUGGAACCCUUGCAACCUACAUGACCUCAUUCGCUACACUCUCCCCUUCAAGGUCAUCGUUUUCCCAGGCAAUCUCCUUGAAGCAGUUGUAUCGACCCGUCUGAGCGACUUCGCCACGAGUAUAACAACAUCCCUCGACGAUACAAAACAGAGUAUAAUUGAAAUGUCAGUCAUUCUUCGUUCCUCGAAGUACGCUCUUCCGCAGGUGCCGGAUUUGCCAGACAUGCUGUCCGAUUCCAGAUUGUAUUUGGACGAUGACGAGCAUACGUCUGAACCCGAGUGGCAGGAUAGGCUACACGGGACCCUCGGUAUCUCUGAGGAAGGCGUAGCUACUUUGCUCGCUCCCGCCCUGCCCGAGAAACAGCCUCUGGAUGUGGUCCUGACAGGCUCAACUGUCACCGCGCACGGGCGGUCCCCUCCCAAAGCUAGCUUGACGACCCGCCCGGCAUGCAUUGCGUUGCAGAACGAAGACCGAGACGAAGACGCUGUGGUCAUCACCUCCUUGAACGUCAUCCCAUUUUGCUGCCACGCGGACUUGCUCACUAUGUCGCGCGCCGAGCUGGUCGUGGUGGCUGACACGCUCAACGCGAGGCUUCCCCGCAUCCUCAGUAUCGAUGUUGGUCGGUCUCGCUCGGCGGCGUACAUCCGGAAGUCGAUCGAGCUGCUCGUAGGCCUGCGCAAGGACGCUACCCAGACGCCGGAAGCAGAGAGGUCGCGAUCGGUCUUCACAGGUGUCGGCGAGGUGUCUCAUAGCGCCGGUUCUCCAAGGCUGCUGGAUAACGCAACACAGCAAGACGCAUCUACUGGAAGCGUCGCUCUGGAAGACUCUCAGGAGGGGUUUAGAGACCCCGACGUCGCAUCUCACCGCCCCCAGAAGAAGAGACGUUUUGAUGCUGAAGCAACUGUAGAGGCAAGCGACAGGCCUAUGAUCUCGCGCCCAAUCACCCGUUCCCAAUCGCACCGGGACCCGCAGCCAGAAUUUACCGGCGCGGAAGCCAAUGCUGAAAGGCAUCCAUCCAAACAUUACCGUGGCCCGUGGAAGGUCCUCUUCUCGACCUCUUGGAUACCUGCACUCACAAAGCACGGUGAUGACCUCGACGCCAAAGGGACGGAGGUCACUUGGUGUCGGUCUGGUUCAGCCACCACGCUCUCCGGACGGGGAUUCAGCUUCCGCUUCACUCACCUCCAAUCUCGCGUCGCCGAUCGUGGAGAAGGUGAAGCGUACCUUGAAGCGCAAGCUGGAUCAGACACCCCAGGAUACGACGGACCUGACGUUCGGGAUCGAGGGGCUGACGAUGCCGCCUACCGCUUCGGCUUCGGAUAUGCACAGCGGCACUGUGUAGAAGCAAUGGUUAAGAACUACACGUAUUACAUCCAUGUGUAUUGCUCCAAGGCGAACGUGAGCCAUUUUGGAGCCUCAGUCCCUGAUUUUGCCUUCAUAUGUCUAUUGAUCAGUGAGCAGCCAGAGAUAUUCCUGACUGCCCUUAACACCGGCGGCGGCCUCAUCCCCGUCGAAGAUGUUAUUGCUCUGGCUUUUGCGUACCUCUUCCGAACUGUCCUUAUGGACCGUUUUGCUGUUCGUUGGAAGAAUCUCCUCCACGAUCACAGCGUUUCUCACGUAUCACAGCCAGAGACAAACGCGCACCAGUAUCUUCUCGCUCGAUUUGUUGUUGCGCUCACUACAGUCUCGCUCUUCACCACACUCAACUGCACCAUGCACGCAUUCCUCUUCGGACUUUUGCGGUCCGUGGUGCUACCGCUGCUGUACAUGAUGCCAAUCGUCCCACAGUUCCUGCGGCCCUUCACAGCGCACUUCCUCCGGGGCUCAUGGACGAUGACCUUGUUCUUCCGGCACUGGUCGCUGCUCUGGAGGUCAUUCUUUUUGUGCCUCACGACUACGACAUGUUGGGAGAUGGCAGAAAGUCCGUUAGAUGAGCCCGUCACUGUUGCGCACACAACGGCGGAUCCAGUGUUGACCGUAGUCUCCGGCAUCACCUCUGCGGAUGGGUACUUCAAGCAUUUCGCCUACGCCGAACUGAGCCAGCUUGCGAGAGGAUACUCUCCCGCUGCUAGCGCGCGCCGAUCGGCGCUAUUUGCAGACCAGAAGUACAAUCCAAGCAUGUGGGCAUGUCUGGUGCGCGACGCGCUCCUCACGCUCGGCAAGGAUUACCAACUACUCCUCCGUCGAGGAAGCCCAGAGGCUCCUGCUCCUGCUCCUGCACCUGCGCCUCCAAAGCCGGAGCCGACCCUCCCCGCGACCCCACUAAAGCUUCUCCGUACCUCCGUCCUUAAGCCGACUCCAACGUCGCCUCUGCGCGCCGCUCUUGACACGCUCGCCUCAGACGGAGCGAUAUCCUCUGCGGCUGAUAGCGGUGUCUCGCAGAUCCCAGAGCUCUUCCGCUCCAUGGUACACGCGAGCCCAUCCGCAGAGAAGGCGAUUGAGUCGGUAAAGCGGAGUGAGGAAAGAGUCGUUGGGAUGUUCGAGGAGACGAGGACCAAAUUGCAGCAGCGAAUGGAGGCAGCGGUGCACGGGCGUGUGCCGGCGGCAGCGCUAGAGAAAAUGACGCCCGCAUUCGGAGUGGUGGAGCGGGUGAGGCAGUGGUGGACGAGGGAUCGAGUGAAUAAGCUCGUGGAGAUGUCUCUGCCGAACAGACAUCUCGAUGCAUUGGCCAUCAGCAACAGCUAUGGCGUCGUUCAGAGGGACAUUCCCAAGAUCAUCGAGGCAUUGCUGUCGUUCUUGGCUGCGGUCGAGGAGUACCAAGCUGAGAUCAGCAAGACACAUGUAACCCCCUCACCAGAAGAGCUACAGAACAUGUCUGCGAAGGAGAGGCAGGAGAAAGAGCGGCUGAUGACUGAGCUCGAACAAGCCGGCCAGAUCUUCGCCGAAGUCAACGAUGGGCUGAAGGAAGGUAUUGUGCACAUCGUACGGACCUUCGGAGACAAGCUGGCUGCAUUCAGGUUCCCGCCAAGGAUAGCGCAAAAGCUACAGGGGUAUCGUCAUGGCUGGAAACCCCUACCGCACGGAUACAUGCUUCACGAUGAUGUGGUCAUUGUUCUACGUGCACAAAUUACAGAAUGGCAAGGCUGGGGCGGGAUACGCUCGCAGAAACGGCGCCUAUGUUUGGCUUGUCAACAAGCAUUUGUAACGGAUUCGCUGCUCACUAUCUACAAUAUCAAGUCAUUUGUGCGAGAAUGUGGAGGUUUCCACGACUCGACUCCUGGAACAAACUUCUGGGAUGCGACGGUCAAGACUCGAGUGAUCACAUUCGGACCGCCCUUUAAGGAGACGGAAGGGCCGCCGACAGGAAAGUUGAGCGCAGAGCGGCAUGUUUGA